AUGUCGCAAGAUAUCCGGACCCCAACGCCGAUGGGUGCCAUCGUCUAUCCGCGGAGAUAUGUCGACAUGUCAAACGCCAUUCGUGCAGAUCGAUGCCACCAACCCCGAAACAAACGUCUACUUUCUUCGGAACGAGCAGCCCUCGGUCAGGCGGGCCUUGCCACCGGUGGGUUGGCAGAGGACCGUGGUGCAGCCCUGGCAGAUGACGACGGUCUGGGCGUGCGAGAAGACGGUUGUGAUGGUGAAGCAGCCGGGGCACUUGACGUCCAUGAAGAAGGACCGGGGCGCGGGGACCAGAGUCUGUCGCCGUCAUCGUCAGUCACCGUCGUCCGUCUCCGUCGUCGACUGGGGACCUCGGCCGUUCGAGCGAGCGCGUACCUUGAGCUUGUGCUUCUUGGCCUCGGCGGCCUGCGAAGGGUUGAGGAGAUCGACAGCGAGAACCUAACUUCGUCAGCGGCGGUCCGUGGAUUGAUGCUUGGAUCUGUCGACGGCGUCUCGCGGAAGCAGACUAGCGCGCUAGGGUUUUCAGGCCCAUUCUCACGUGACGCCACCCGUGCGCCUCGAUUCGCCGGUGAACCUCGACAGGUGGGGCCCCGUAAAAAUGGGCCUCUGACUUUCAGUGCGAGCCGCGAGGCUGCGGCCGGCCAGAGUGACGGCCGCUUUGCUUUCCUUGACGCCGCCGACGACGUGCACCGAUCUCUCUCGGGCCGCAGCAUCAUGGCGGCUCCCGGCGACCAACGCAUCGCCGUCCCCAUCGACGACCCCAACGCCGACACCGAAUGGAAUGACAUUCUGCGCAAGCAUGGCGUCAUCCCCGAGAAGCCGCCGAGCCCGACGCCCAUGAUCGAGGAGGCGCUCGCCGAGGGCCGUCGGCUCGCGUACGAGAAUCGGCUCGAGGGCAAGGACCUCGACGAGCUCGACGAGCUCGAGGAUCUCGAGGACGACGAAUUUCUCGACCAGUACCGACGGAAGCGCAUGGCCGAGCUGAACAGCCUGCAGAAAACCUCGGUCCACGGCUCCGUCUAUCCGAUAUCGAAGCCCGACUACCAGCGGGAGGUGACCGAGGCGUCGCGGGACGGACCGGUGCUCGUCAACCUCACGUCGACCGUGGGCACCAACGUCGAGUCGCGCGUCCUCACCGAGCUCUGGCGGCAGGCGGCGCGCGAGUACGGAGACGUCAAGUUUUGCGAGAUUGGCGCGAGCCAGGCCAUCGAGAACUACCCCGACCGCAACUGCCCGACCAUCCUCGUCUACGACAAGGGCGACAUCGUCAAGCAGGUGGUGACGCUCAUGACGGUCGGCGGCGUGCGCAUGGGCAUGCGUCAGGUGGACGACGUGCUGGUCGAGGUCGGCGCCGUCUCGGACAAGGACAUGCGCGUCGUCAAGAGGAGGCAGCAGGCCGAGGACGCCGAAGAGGAGCGGCUGGCUGGCGUGACGAGAGGCACCACUGACGACGACGACGACGACGACGACGACUGGGAUUGA
Drechmeria coniospora is the source of this 1485-nucleotide messenger RNA. Its product is annotated as Phosducin-like protein 2. The record is from RefSeq and is a predicted model, not a curated record. Gene Ontology annotation, biological process: protein folding. NCBI's taxonomy places the organism in Eukaryota, Fungi, Ascomycota, Sordariomycetes, Hypocreales, Ophiocordycipitaceae. Gene Ontology annotation, cellular component: cytoplasm. The transcript is spliced from 5 exons. The coding region runs from base 1 to 1485 and encodes 494 amino acids.